Archocentrus centrarchus (flier cichlid) is the source of this 4122-nucleotide messenger RNA. It is a transcript of the gene pcyt1aa, whose product is annotated as phosphate cytidylyltransferase 1A, choline a. Gene Ontology annotation, biological process: CDP-choline pathway. Bases 413 to 1543 code for a protein of 376 amino acids. The record is from RefSeq and is a predicted model, not a curated record. The transcript is spliced from 9 exons. Lineage: Eukaryota; Metazoa; Chordata; Actinopteri; Cichliformes; Cichlidae. Gene Ontology annotation, molecular function: choline-phosphate cytidylyltransferase activity; phosphatidylcholine binding. Gene Ontology annotation, cellular component: endoplasmic reticulum.
UUGUAGCAGUUCCUUUAAGGAUGUCCAAGUUUUGUAGUUCCUGUGUUGUUGACCUGUCAGCCUUGUAGUACAAGCUGUCACUGCUGAUGAUUUGUCUGUCCUUCUGCUAGAUGCAGUGUUUAGACAGCGACACAACAAAUACCGGCGCGUUGGAUGCACAGGGUUGUUCAUCUUCAUCGUUGUUACUGGUGCUAGCGAACUAGCGCGCUAACGGCUAAAGUUAGCUAAUAAGCAGCCAACUUUUAAAAGGGCAGAUUGCUAACUAGCAGUCGAGGGUGGCUAGCAGCGUUAGCUAGCUUUCUUGCUUUUAGCUAGCUAGCUAGCUAGCUAGCUAGCUAGCCUGCUGGCACUACGAGGGCAGGAAUCCGCCCACUCGUGCAAAAAGGCAGCAUUCCGGACAAAACAUUGAAAGAUGGAGGCCCAAAGCUCCAGUACACUGCUGCUGUCGAGAAAGAGAAGAAGAGAUGGCUCCAAUGGGGAGGCCGAGGAGGGUGAAAGGCUUGGGAAAAUCCCCAGGUGUACUGUGGGGCUGAGGCACCCUGCACCCUUUGCAGAUGAGCUGGAGCCAGCUAAUAGUAAAGCUUACAAGAGAGUCAGCAUGGAAGAGGCUAAGAGAGGAACACCACCUGACAGACCAGUGCGGGUCUAUGCAGAUGGCAUCUUUGAUCUUUUCCACUCAGGACACGCCAGAGCCCUCAUGCAGGCUAAAUGCCUCUUCCCAAAUACACAUCUCAUUGUUGGAGUGUGCAGUGAUGACCUGACUCACAAAUACAAGGGCUUCACGGUGAUGAAUGAGGAUGAGCGAUACGAUGCUAUCAGACAUUGCCGCUAUGUGGAUGAAGUGGUGCGAAACGCUCCCUGGACGUUAACACCGGAGUUUCUUGCAAAACAUCGUAUUGACUUCGUGGCCCACGACGACAUCCCAUACUCCUCAGCGGGCAGUGAUGAUGUUUACAAGCACAUUAAGGAAGCUGGCAUGUUUGCACCCACCCAGCGGACAGAGGGCAUCUCCACCUCUGACAUCAUCACUCGCAUAGUCCGCGACUAUGAUGUGUAUGUCAGGCGCAACCUGCAGAGAGGGUACACAGCCAAGGAGCUCAACGUCAGCUUCAUCAAUGAGAAGAAGUACCACCUGCAGGAGCGUGUGGACAAGGUGAAGAAGAAAGUGCGUGACGUAGAGGAGAAGAGCAAGGAGUUUGUCCAGAAGGUGGAGGAGAAGAGCAUCGACCUCAUUCAGAAAUGGGAGGAGAAGUCCAGGGAGUUCAUUGGAAACUUCCUGCAGAUGUUUGGCCCUGAGGGAGCUUUGAAGCACAUGCUGAAGGAGGGAAAAGGCCGAAUGCUGCAGGCCAUCAGCCCCAGACACAGCCCCAACAGCAGCCCCACCCGCGAGGAGCGCUCCCCCUCUCCCACUUUCCGUCUUCCCUUCUUCUCCAAGACCUCCCCGCCCCCCUCGCCUCCCCAUCACAGCGGGGCCCGCGGAUACCUCAUCAGCGAGGAUGACGACGACGAUGAUGAUGAUGACGACGAAGACGACGAGAACUAGACUGCGUUCGCGCUCAGGUCGCAGUCAGUGCUACAAGUUAGCAGAGCUGUCGAGUAGCGUGGAUUUCAUUGAGCUCCUGCUUCAAGUGUGUUUUUGUUUUAUGGUUUUACUUUGACCUUUAGGACAAGAGUCAGGUUCUCCACAGCUCUUGUUUUUAAUGGCCAAUUUUCAUCUUUUUGUUCCUGUGUAAGGGUAAGUUAUACCUCUAGUCACUUGAGUACUUUGCAGGUUAGUUUCAUUUAUCUCUCGUCACUUUGCGUUUAUUAGUCACUCACUGUCAUUGAUUUUCACGUUUCACUUGGUGCACUAGCCCAUCUACAACAGUAUUAUUAAGGUUGGCAUUAUAGUGCAGUAGGAGUUGUUUCCCUUUUUUCCACGGCUUUAGCGGGAGGGUUUGCAGGUCUUUGGUCACUUUUGUUGGAACAGCACCCCCAGAUUGGGAAAGGUGAGCUGAGGAAUCAUGAAGACGCUGUUGGGUACCUCGGGGUGCAGGUUAUCACAUCAGGUCAAUAAACUGAACCGUUUAAAAUGCCCUGCUCAUGUAGCAGGGUACUUUAUAUUCUGUUCAUACUAGCAAGACACAGACCUGGCUUCUUUUUUUUUUUUUUUUUUAAAUUAACUAGGAAACUCCAGAUCCGAUGUGAGCUGAAUCUGAGAGUAGAUUUUGUUCUAGGUCUACUAAACAGCAGCAUUUUCCCAAGUUUGUGCGUGUGCCUGCCUGCCUGCACUGGGGCUGUGUUCAUGAGUGCGUGCGCAUGUUCGUGUGUGAAAGCUCCUAAAUUGGCAUGUUUGAAAUUAGUUCUGUCAAUAUUUCUUAUCUGUUGACAGAUCUGGUUUAAGCGAUGACUUUAAUGCAUAAUAGUAAUAAAUUUGCUUUUAAAAUGUACCUGCAGAUGAGAAUUCGGUCUUUGGAAGGCCAGUUUUGGACUUGACGCCUUUUAGUGGCGUAAAGAGAGGAAUGCCCCGUUUAGAUGUUGAUGUAGACUUGAACGCUUAUUUUUGGAGAUUUUCAUUCCUGUGCUUCUUCCGUCUGAGCGGAGAAUCAAUGUGAGCAGGGGUGGAGUUUUUUGUUGUUGUUGUAAAAAACACGUUUCCCACCUUUUACAAAGAAGUAUUCGCAAGCACAAAAUGAAUAAAGCCUCCUGACAGGAAGCACACACACUGCAAAUUAUACAAGGCCGUACACUUAAGACGGGACUUCCACUUCCAAACUGGGCUUGUGUGCACCACCAUCAACAUUCAUGUAGCUACCUCCCUCCCCGAACAGAUUGUUUCCUAAGAUGAGCACAAAGUAUGGGGAUAAUGUUUCCUUUCUGAACAGAGCCAUUGUUGCUGCACUGAAGCAAUGUGACUUGCUCAAAUAUUUGAGAUUUUCCAGUCUCAGUGUGUUAUGUCAUCUCCUGUAUCUCCAGGGAUAAAUGUUUGUUUUUUGUUUUUUUUCUCCUCUGUAACCAGGACCAUCACAGGUGAUUUGAAGAUAUAAUGCAAUACUGUUAAGAUGACUCUAAUAUAAAUGUUGACCGAUGUCAAUUGAUCUGCUCUAGGCUUGGUUUCCCAAAAGCACUUAUUUUCUGCAGCGACAAUUCUUGGGGGUGAAAUGUGAUUUUUUUUUUUUAAAGUUGGGAAACAGCUGAAAAAGGACUUGAGUGCACAGCCUAUGUAAUUUCUUGAGGAAAUCCAGCCUAGACCUUGGUGCUAAGCUACUUUUGGGAAGCCUCGCUUUGAUUCUCGUGGAAUCUUUUCCAUUAAAUCAGUGUGAACUUCUCAUUAAGAGCAUGUCCACAUGCAAGGUGGCGAAGGCUCAAGUGGCAAGCCAAUAACCACCACUACUACUAAGAGGCAUAUAAAUGUAAAUGUUUUAACAGCAAGUCUUUUAAUCAUGUAUUAUUUUUACUGUUUGAGGUUAUUUGAUUUUAUGUCCUAGAGAGCAAGGCAAGGAAAAAAAAUUUAUUAAACACUUUGGAUCAAGGUCAAACGGUUUGGCCAUCAUUUGCAAAAAUCUUUCAGUAUUUAGCGUCUGUUAGCAUGCUAACUGCAUUCUUUGGCAGCCAAUUUAAACCUGUAUCAUUCGUAAGUCAGUGCACUUGAUUCAACCUUGUUUUGUUUUAAAAAUAAAUAUUUAGUCAAAAGCCCUGCUGCUGUUACCCAAAAUUUGUUCCAACAAUGAAGCCCCUCCUUAUUUCAAACAAUAUGAAGAGGAAACUGUAGCACAAUAGAAUUCAGACAGCCUAAAAUAACACCAGUCCAAUGAAAACACACGCAGCAGGUGGGUUUGGUUACAUAGUCAGAUUUAAUUGGACAGAACGGUCACCAGGGCUACAAACAUGAAGCAGACAGCUGCAAAGCAAACGCCAGGGGGAGACCUCACCUCACUGCAAACACACCUAGGGCCUCGUAUUUGAAUUAAAAAAAAAAAUAAGUGUGUCAAAGUUGAUUUGGGUCACAACCUGCUUUUCAGGACGAUGGUCAAGCUUAAAAAGUGUCUGGAAUGUUCCCUUAUGUUUGAACUUCACUGACUGAAUACCAGGGAAAAAGUCAGGGAGAAGUAGUGGAAAAAUACCAGAGGAAAAGGAAAUGUA